Acanthaster planci (crown-of-thorns starfish) is the source of this 4138-nucleotide messenger RNA. RefSeq names its product RNA binding motif protein 25 (gene rbm25). The record is from RefSeq and is a predicted model, not a curated record. Gene Ontology annotation, cellular component: spliceosomal complex. Gene Ontology annotation, molecular function: mRNA binding. Gene Ontology annotation, biological process: regulation of alternative mRNA splicing, via spliceosome. NCBI's taxonomy places the organism in Eukaryota, Metazoa, Echinodermata, Asteroidea, Valvatida, Acanthasteridae.
GCGAUCGAUGUGCGCCAUCUUGAUGUAUAUGUGCGUACGUACAGCGCACACAUGUAUACCUGAAGGCUUGCGCUGGUCACGUUGGAAGAAGUGGUUAACAUAAAUUGUAUAAAAAGAAGCUAUUGAAGAGAUUGUUGAAGAUGUCCUUUCCCCCACCCGGUAACCCCUUCAUGGCCCGUCCAAGAAUGCCUGCUGGCGUUAAUCAGAAUCAGUUCCCUCCUUUUGGACCCAUGCCAUCUGGCAUGCCAAUGAAUCCCCAGAUGGGCCUCCUACCACAGCCUCCCAUGUCCAAGAUGCCUCCUGGAAUGAGACCCAAUCUUCCACAACCACCCAUACCUGGACAGAGGUUCCCAGGGCGUAUGCAACAUGUACCACACCCAGACUUCAUUCUGAAAGAAACACCAAUGCAACAGCAGACCCAGAUGCAGCAACAGCAGCAGGGCACGUCCAGUCCCUCAGGGGAGCAGGAGGCGGCCAACGGCGACAAACCCAAAACCACCGUCUUUGUGGGCAACAUCUCGGAGAGAGCCCCGGACGCACUCAUCCGUGCGAUGUUGUCUAAAUGUGGCGUCAUAUCAAGUUGGAAACUCCAGGGAGCAUCGGGUAAACUACAGGCCUUUGGGUUCUGUGAGUACAGUGCCCCCGAGGCCAGCCUUAGGGCCAUCAGACUCUUACAUGAUUUAGAAUUAGGAGACAAGAAACUUCUGGUCAAAGUUGAUGCUAAAACCCGGAUUCAGCUGGAUGAGUAUCUUGCAGAGAAGGGACAGAGUUCAGAGGAGUUGGAUGAUGAGACACAAGCGGAAGACGCUAACAUCAAAGGUCAAAUUGACCGAUUGACCAAUGACUAUAAACACGCCCUCAACAAACCACAAGAAGAGACGUCCAAGGACCAAAGCAAAGACCAGCAACAAUCCAGAGAUCAAAAAGAUGGCAAAGAUUCUAAGAAGAAUAAAAAGGAAAAUAUCCAGGAUUUGAACAACAUCGAGGAAGACAAACGACAUAUAAUCAGCCGAGAGAUUGACCGCUUCCGAGACACAUACAAGGCAGCAGAGGACAGGGAGAAGGACCGUCAAGCACGGGAACAGCGGCGGGAAGAGCGUGACUCCAAGCGGGGGGACACGAAGGACCGAGACCGUGACCGCGACCGGGAAAGGGACAAGGAACGAGAGCGGGAACGUGAACGUGAGAGACAAAGGGAUAGGGAGAGGCGUGAAUUGGAGAAGGAGAGAGAAGAAAAACGAGACAGAGAACGGAGACUGGAACGGGAGAGGGAACGGGAGAAAGAGCGCGACCGAGAAAAGGAGCGUGAGAGAGAGCGUGAACGAGAACGUGACCGCGACCGGGACCGCGACCGGGACCGCGAUCGAGAAAGGGAGCGCGAUCGAGAACGGGAAAGGGAACACGACCGGGAUAGGUUUGACGAAGAGGAAGAAUUUGAAAGGAGGAAGCUGGAAAGGAAGCUGCGGGAAAAGGAAGAAGCUUACCAACAGCGACUCAAAGCAUGGGAAAGCCGUGAACGCAAACGUGGCCGUGAGUACGAGAAGCUGCGAGACAAACAGGACGGCGAGAGAAGCGAGAUGGAGAAGGAGGCCAAGAGACUGCGGGAAUUCCUGGAGGAUUACGACGACGAACGAGAUGAUCCCAAAUAUUACAUGGGGAGUGCCUUGGAGCGGCGACGUAAAGAGAGAGAAAAGGAAAUUGACAGCGACAAUCGUGACCGACGUCGAGAACGAGAGGAGCUGGAGGAAAUCAAGCGUAAGCUUUUGGAGGAGGGACGUGACAACGUAGAGGAGGAAAUGGAGAAGCUUGAGCAAGAACGUGAGAAGCAUCGGUUACCCCAGCUAGCUCUUGUGCCUAAGGAGGAGAAACCUAAACUUGAGCCCACGAUGAAGCCACUUGACGUUCCAGAAGAACCAAACCCAGAAAUGGCUGCCCUGCCUGCAGCACCAGGCCCUCGAACUCCAGAGUCCUUGGAAGCAAGUCCUGAGCCAUUGUCUGCCCAUUCGGCCGAGGAGGAGAGUGACCAACGAAUCAAGGAGCCACACAAACCGAGGCUCAGUUUUGGAGGCCUAAAACUUGUGGGAGCGAAUGACCCCCAGUCUUCUGCUGUCGCCAAACGUAAGAAGCUGUCAGUGGUGGAGGCUUUCAACCAGGACGAGGACACAACAGACACCGUCAAGAAGAAACGCAAGCUGGUCCCCAUCGACUACUCGGAGGAGGAGAUGAAGGCCGUCGGAGGGGGCCAGUCUCAGGCCGUGGCUACAGCUGCCGAGGAGAAGAGAAAGACCAUCAAGAACCUGAUUGAGAAGAUUCCCACCGCUAAAGAGGAGCUCUUCAGAUACAAAGUAGACUGGGCCAUCGUGGACGAGUCUUUGAUGGAGAGGCGAAUCAAGCCCUGGAUCAACAAGAAAAUCGUUGAGUACAUCGGUGAGGAGGAGGCCACCUUGACUGAGUUUAUCUGCUCCAAGCUCCUGGCUCACAGCUCAGCUGAGAGCAUACUGAGUGAUAUCACCAUGGUUCUUGACGAGGAGGCAGAGGUAUUUGUGGUCAAGAUGUGGAGGUUAUUGAUCUAUGAGGUAGAAGCCAAGAAGCAUGGUCUGGUUAAAUGACAAUCAAACAAGUCGUCGUAGGUUCCAGACCCUCUAACUUAGUUGGCCCUCUUGCUAAAUUGAGCCAGUCCUAGAAACCCCCGGCUUCAACUUUUUCUUUUUAAAGGCUCAGAUUUGUACAUACUUAACAGACACGGGGGCAUUCAGAUGUGGUGCUUAAAAGUUACAAGACCACACCUUGAGUGGUGGUUAAGGUUUAGGAUUUGGCUGUUGACACUGAGACUGAGAUGAAAAAAAGAGAUGCCCAUGCCUGCUGUGUACAAUGUGUCAAGGCUCUAGUCCUGUAGUGACUGCAUUGGCUGGAUGACCAAGAUUCCUGCAUUUUGCUUACUGUUUGUCUGAACAUGGGCAUUUUGUAUUGAUGCGGGAUGCAGGACUUCAGAUUUAUACCCAUGUAAAAGAUUUUGCAGUGGAUGUCUUGAAUCCACUGUGUGAUGUAUUUUCGUGUCAGGGUUUUUAUCUUCAAGUGCAGCAGUUUUACUUGAGUUUCUCUCAAGUUUCAUCGACCAAGCGUACAAGUUUUCAUAAAAUGUUUCCCCGAGGGAGAAAUGCAGUCUAAAUUCAGUCAACAUCUUGGGUGUAGAUGAUAACUUGAAGUACAUUUAGUUUUCUGUUAUAUCACCCUCACAUGCCUCAAUUUGUAACUUCCAAACAUGUGCCAACUUGACUUGUGAGACGGAAAAAUGGCAUCUCGUAGUCUUAUCCUCGACAUGCCAUCACGGAACACCAGUCACCACCUCUUUACAGAGCAAGAAUUGAGCCUCCAAGACAUGAAGUUUCUCCCCCUUUGCUUACUCUAAAAAUGAAAAUGUUGUGAUACAAAACCUCUGACUUUGUCAUAUUUCUUCAACGCUGGCAAUAAGUGGAAUUGUUGAAGUAACCGAGAACACACUGGAGCGAGUGGUUAAAGGCAGCCCACAGAAUCGUGUAUUAUUCCAAGGCCUAUUUCUUUGAUUUAAACUAUUCUUACUUUGCUGUGAGCUCGACUGUCAUGUUGUGGGUGUAACCCGAGUGUGUCCCAUUUGUAGUUAAUUCUUGUUGGGACAUUCAUGUUGAUUGAACUUUCAUUUUCUUUCGAACAAGUUUAUUUUGAAAAUAACCCCCCUCCCCCGUAGCUCAGUUUUCCACCAUUUGAGUCAAGCAACUUUGUGGUGUUAUUUCAAAAUGUACUUGUAUUAUUAUUAAUUUUCUAUCCUGCCAACAUACACAAUACCAGUUUGGUUUGGUUACCUUGUAGAGGCACAUUAAAAGGUCUUUUGCCCAUCUUGGUUGUGUGAUUUUGGCACACAAUAAACCACAAAUCAGUUCUAAUGUUUAAUGUGUACAUUUGCAAGCCAUGUUGUGUGUGAUUGUGACAUUCAUUUAUUGUAGUUCCUAUUUAGUUGUCCGCUAUUAUUCUUGCAACUGAAAUUUUCACAACUCUGUGUUGCAACUGCUGCUGAGAGAGUAAAACAGGUGUGAGGUUUUGUCUGGGAAUUGUGAAAAGAAAUCUGAAUAAAUAAGCACUUGUAAAUAUCUUAAAACAAGUA